UGAAAAUUAUAGCUUUUAUUUAUGGAGUGGGACUUAAAAAAUGGUAAAUUUUGGGGAAAUAGAAUCGGGAUGAGUUGAAAAUGGAAUAUCCCAGUCGGCGAUCGCCUGGCGAGCACCCUUCUCUGGCCAGUGGUUUAAAUGGUAACAAUCAAAAAGAUCCAACCAUUCACGUAGACAAAAUAAGACAAAAUGUUUCUUAAAUUGUCUAUUUAUUAAUGGAAAUUUACCAUUGAGUUUAUUUAUAGACCAUGUGAUAUAUUCAAGCCAUGUCGUACUAUGCUGUCGUCACAGCAUAGUUUAUGAAAGAAAGGCGAAUAAUACGGGCUUAGUAAAUAUUUGAUUACACUCCAGCAUCACAGAAACAGAACUUACAAGUUUUCAGAGUUUUGGAUUCAUAUAAAAGGGCUAGUCCCACCUCCAGUAGUCAGUUCUUAACUUUCUCCCAAAAUGAAGUACAUUCUCGUAGUGGGUCUGAUGGUCCUGGCUGUCCAGCUGGUAACUGCAACCUCCAGUAACAGCACCUCGUCCAACGCCACCACCACAACCACCACGACCACGGAUGCCACCACCACGACCACCACCGACGCCACAACGACCACUGAGAAGACCCACCACCGCAAGAAGCUCUGCUGGAGGGGCAACGACUGGUGCGGCACCUACACUCCAAAGAGGAGGAGGAGGCACAGGAGCCGGAGCAGGAGCAGCAAGUGCACGGAUGGCAGGUGCCGCAGGGUGGUUGUCCGGGUGACCCGCAGAAGGCACUCUGGCUAAGGUACCGGAAUAUAAGUUUCAAAUAAAACAUACAAGCACAAAA
Drosophila ananassae is the source of this 814-nucleotide messenger RNA. RefSeq lists its product as uncharacterized. Bases 448 to 771 code for a protein of 107 amino acids. NCBI's taxonomy places the organism in Eukaryota, Metazoa, Arthropoda, Insecta, Diptera, Drosophilidae. The record is from RefSeq and is a predicted model, not a curated record. The transcript has a single exon.